CCUAAUUUAUUUUAUUUUACAGACUCAUUCCAUUAAUAUCUGAUAUUUAUUUGGACAUGUUUGUAAAAGCUAUAAGUAAUGUUUGUUGUCCGUUUACUCAACUCCUAGAAUAUAUAAGUGGUGUGGAAGAGAGUUUAAAAACAAAUUGUUUGAGUAUGAUUAAAUUGGCAUUUGAAAAUGUAUUUAAGAACUGUUUUAUUACUGAAGAAAACCAACAUUUCAAAGGAAAGGAAUUUAAAACAUUGGAUAUAUUUAAAGAUAAUCUUAAAUACAUUUUUGACAAAUUCCAAUCAUCUAAUAAUUCCAAUCUAAAUGAUAUUUGUAUAGCAUUAAUUGAAAUUAAAAAACAAGUAGAUACUCAUAAAAAUCAUUACUACAGUAGAAAACUGUCUACUAAUUUAAUUAAUUAUUGUCCAUGGCUAGCUCAGUAUUCUAAUCAUAAUAUAGACACUAUUGAAAUUCCAGGACAGUAUUCUGGAACAAAAAAACCUAAUAUUGACAAUCAUAUUACUAUUGCAUCAUUUAAACCAAAUGUUCAAGUAAUAUUUUCAAUGAGAAAUCCAAUUAAAAUUACCAUGGUAGGGAACAAUGGUGAAAAAUAUAGUUUCUUAAUAAAAUUUGGUGAAGAUUUAAGGCAAGACCAAAGAAUUCAACAAUUACAUAAAGUAAUAAAUGAUGCAUUGUCAAACAAUGCAUAUUGUUGUGACAGAAAACUGUCAGUUUUGACUUAUAUAGUGUUUCCAAUAUCAACAAAAUUGGGUAUGAUUGAAUGGAUUAAUAAUACAGUCACAUUAAAAGAUUUAAUUUGUGAAUCUUUUCCUGGUGGUAAAGAAUCUGGAAUAAAACAAUUACAGUCUAAAGUUGUAGAACAUUAUCGUUGGCUGUCUGAAAAGUCUAUAUCAUCAAACAAGAUGGUUGUCUAUGCAGAAGCAACUAUAAAUAAUAAUAGUAUGGUUACUGUUGCAAAAUUUAAACAGCUUGUCCAAUCAAUCCCUGAUGAUAUAUUAAGGAAAUCUUUAUUAAACUUAUGUUAUUGUGCUGAAACAUAUAUUUGCUUGAGAUCAAAAUUUAUAACCAGUUUCUCGGUACUUUCAAUUUGUCAUUGGCUGUUGGGAAUCGGUGAUAGACAUCUAGACAACACAAUUGUUUCAACAAAAACAGGAUUUUGUAUAGGGAUUGAUUUCAAUUUUGCAUUUCACACUGCAACUAGUAUACAAGUAAUACCUGAACUGAUACCAUUUAGAAUGUCUCCUCAUAUUGUUUCUUUAAUGACACCACUAAAUUUAACAGGUUUUAUUCGUGAAACAAUGGUGCAUACAUUAAAAACUCUAGUUGAUAACCGAGAUAUGUUACUAUCUGUGAUGCAAGUUUUUAUUAAUGAUCCUUCUGCAGACUGGGCAAAAAUGGCCAAAACUGAAACUUUAAGAAUUGAUAGUGACUUUAACUCUAAAGAAAUACAAUGGUUUCCUAAAAAAAAAAUACUCUCUGGUAAAGACAAAAUGAAUGGCAUUAAUCCUAUUGAAAUAUUAUGUCGUGAGCUUGAGAAUUCUUGUAUACCCAACGAUUACAAAAAAGCAUUGCUUAACAUACUUAAAAGUGAUUCUCAAAACAGUACAUACAAAAGGUCAAAACUACAAAAAUUUAAUAUCACACAUAAUCAACAGAUCGAUUGUCUAUUAGAUAUUGCCACCGACCAUCAAAUUUUAUGUCUAGCCUAUAGCGGUCUUCAACUUUGGGUUUAAUUUAAACUCUUUUUUUUUAUAAUUUUAUUUUUAUUUUUAUACACUUAUUGUUUUAUUAUUUAUCUGUAAUAGUUAGAUUU
This is a messenger RNA of Acyrthosiphon pisum (pea aphid), 1822 nucleotides long. RefSeq names its product DNA-dependent protein kinase catalytic subunit. The transcript is spliced from 9 exons. Gene Ontology annotation, biological process: double-strand break repair; telomere maintenance; intrinsic apoptotic signaling pathway in response to DNA damage. Gene Ontology annotation, cellular component: nucleus. Lineage: Eukaryota; Metazoa; Arthropoda; Insecta; Hemiptera; Aphididae. The record is from RefSeq and is a predicted model, not a curated record. Bases 57 to 1742 code for a protein of 561 amino acids. Gene Ontology annotation, molecular function: DNA-dependent protein kinase activity.